Molecule: messenger RNA, 13860 nt
Organism: Loxodonta africana (African savanna elephant)
Lineage: Eukaryota; Metazoa; Chordata; Mammalia; Proboscidea; Elephantidae
Exons: 5
Coding region: 5908-6819 (303 amino acids)
Source: RefSeq, a predicted model, not a curated record
CGGGGCUGGGCAUCUCCCCAGGCACCGCCCCCUCCCCUGGACAGCCAGCUCUUGCCAUCCACCAAUGGGCGGCCUGGGUUUCUCCAACACCUCACGGGGCAGGGCGGAGGCGGGCCGCCCGCCUGCCUCUCUUCCCCGGCCCCGCCCAGUUCCCGCCCCCUCCCCAAUGAGAACUGGCCACGCCCCUGACUUGGGGGCGCGGUCUCCAAGCCCCGGCUGCCUGGUCAGAGGCGACCAUUCCCCCUCUAGUACUUCGCUUCUGGCGCCCCCUUAUACUGGAGUCUUACGACGUGGCUUGAGGGAUGCUUACAUCCCCCAAAUCUCGGUUUCCUCCACCACUCCCACCCAAAAUAAACACAGAAGCUACCUAAAACUUGGGUGCUUGCUACGCUAAUGCCCCCUCAAGACCAUGCCCGAGUCCUCCUGCCAAUCAAAUGCUCCCCCCAAUAUAGAAAUUCUAGAGCCACUUCAAGUGUGCAAUGGGUGACCCAGAACCUGGCUAUUGCCGCCCUCAGAUCUCGCCCCCUCAGGAUCUUGCCUCGGGGGCCAGGGGUUUAAAAAAUGGCAGGCACCUGAGGUGCCACAACCCCUACCCACCCCUAUGCCCGGGCUCCAAAUGCUUCAAUGCUUCGUUGGUCUAGGCCGUGGACACACCAACCAGGUUUCUUCCUAGGGGUUUCAUCCACUCAUGCGAGGUGGGAGGGCUCUGGUGGCUCCUCCUCCCACCACCUAGUGUUGCCCGCGGUUUCCAUGGCUCCUUGGAGCCAGGAUUGUGGCGGGCAGCUGAGAGGCGCCAAGGCCCUCAGAGAGGCUCCUGUCCCCAGCUCUGCUCUGGGCACCAGGCUCUGAGGGGGUAAGUUAGGCCCAUCUUCCCCCAAGCCCUCUACCCCCAGGAAACCAGGAGUCCCUACCUCCCAGUGAGGAAGCAGCUUUCUCUUUUUCUGAAGAGAAAUAGGAGCCAUCUCCCAGCUCCUUAACUCUCCAAAAUCUGGAGUCAGGCAGCCAUUGGGCUUGAGAUUCUACCAGUAAGUCUUCUUUCUUUUGUCUCUUUCUUCCUAAAAGAACUCACACCUGAGCAGAAUGUGAAACAGGGUAUCAAAUAACCUACCAACCAACCCACUGCAACUGAGCGGAUUCCGAUUCACAGCCACCCCAUAGGGCUUCCGAGGCUGUAAAUCUCUAAGGAAGCAGACUGCCACAACUUUCUCCCGUGGAGCUGCUGGUGGUUUCUAACCACUGAUCUUUCGGUUAGCAGUCCAUCAUUUUAACCACGGUGCCACCAGGGCACCAAAUAGGCACUUGGAAAAAGAUCUACCCUGAUGUGAUGUAUGUGGAACUGCCCUUGCACCACUCUCAUACUCCCGUGCUGCCUGGCAAUAAGUCCCUGGUAACCCCUGGCCCGGGAGCUCAGGGGGUAGACCAACUCCAGAGGUUUGCUCCACAGCCCUGCCCUGAAGACCCAAGCUCUUUUCCCAGUCGCCCGCCCCUGCCCGCACCAGGUCCUUUCUGUUGAGGUCCAAAGCAUGACUCAAGAGCACCGAGGUCUUGCCUCCGCCCUGUGCCCGGCUCCUAGCCACUUGGCCCCACAGUUCCUCUUUAGGGCCAGCCUUGCCCCUCUUGGUUUUUCACUUGGCCACCCUCAACGCAGACUCAGCUUACUGCCCCUCCAGGCCCCAGCUGUUCUGAUCCCUCUCCUGUCCUGCUGCUCAUGCUCUCUCCUCUGUCUGCCACAUCCAUUUUUCUCUUCUCUAGGGGUAGUUAAUUCACCUUCAAGCCUCAGCCCCAGGGUUACCUCCCCUGGAAAACCUUCCUGGGAGCCCCUAGGAGAGUCAGGUUCCCAUUUCCUGGGCUGCAGGGACCUGGGCCUGGAGGGAGGGGAGAGUAGUCAAGGUGUCUAGAGGCGAGAGGGCCUGGUGGAUGGCAGUGCCAUCCUGAGGUGGGAGCAGGUCUGGGUAUAUGAGGAAUGGGCACAUCAGGGCGAGGGGAGGGGAGGUUCAGCCUAGUUCUUCUUUCUGCUCAGGUGGAGACAGCCUUCCAGGACUGGGCCACACACCCUCCAUGCCAUCACGGAGCCUGGGCCUGGCUACCUGGCGCUCAGGCUUGGGAGGAAGGAGACAGUGGUAGGACUCUGAGGCCCUGGAGGUAAGAAGAGUGGGGAUAGGAGGAGUGUGAGGGGAUAAUACCCACCGAGUAGUCCUUGUCUGCCUCAUGAGUUACCACAAGCUGGUGGGGAGUGGGUGUCAGGGCCCCUGUGUUACAGCUGCAGUUAUGGCAACUGGAGAGGUAUCCGAGCAAGGAGUUUGGGGGCUUCUGACCCCCACAUCACAGCUAAACUAUGUUGUUGUUGUCGUUAGGUGCCAUUGAGUUGACUUCUACUCAUAGCUACCCCACGUGACAGAGUAGAACUGCCCCGUAGGGUUUUCUAGGCUGCGAUGGCAGUGGGUGGGUAAUCUUUUUUUUUAAUUUUAUUGUAUUUUAGGUGAAAGUUUACAGUGCAAGUUAGCUUUUCACUCAAAAAUUUAUACACAAACCGUUUUGGGAUAUUGGUCGCAACCCCUGCAAUGUGUCAGCACUGUCCCCCUUUCCCUUUCCCUUUCCACCCAGGGUUCUCCAUGUCCAUUCCUCCAGUUUUCCUGUCCCUUCCUGCCUUCUUGUCUUUGCAUUUGAGUAGGUGUUGCCCAUUUGGUCUCGAAUACUUGAUUGAACUAAAACAGCACGUUCCUCUCCUGUGUUAUUAUUUGUUUUAAAGGCCUGUCUAAUCGUUGCCUGAAAGGUGGACUUCACGAGUGGCUUCAAUUCUGAGUUACCAGGGUAUCCGGAGGGCAUAGUGUCAGGGGCUCCUCCAGUCUCUGUCAGACUCAUAAGCCUGGUCUUUUUCUGUGAAUUUGAAUUUUGUUCUACUUUUUUUUCUCCUGCUCUGUCCGCGACCCUCUAUUGUGAUCUCUGUCAGAGCAAUCAUAGGCUGGAAUCUUUACGGGAGCAGAUCGCCAGGUCUUUCUCCUGCAGAGCUGCUGGGUGGGUUCAAACCCCAUACCUUUUUCUUAGCAGCCAAGCACUUAACCGUUGUGCCACCAGGGCUCCUUUAGCUAAACUGUGCUGGCCCUGAAAUGUUCCCCUGGCCCCUACUGUUUCCUAACCACUGCCCACCAGACUCACACACCUGGAAGGGGAGCGCUGCAGGGCAGCAGGGUGGGUGAGUGUGCGCUCUAGUGCCGGACAGCGCUGGGUGGGAAUCCCCAUUCUGCAGGGACUCCCUGCAGCAGGGGCGGAUUAACCAGCAAGCAAGGUAGGCACGGGCUUAAUUGUGUUUACUUAUCAUCUGUAGUGCACAGUUUCAUAUGGGUCUCAGAACAUCUUUAACACGGUAAGGAACAGGUGAAAUUGUGCACUACAGAUGAGUAAGCAAGAAGAAGUAAUCCUGUGCCUACCUUGCUUACUGGGCCGUUCUUCCCUGCCCUGCAGUGACCAGGGGCAACUGAAUGCCCCCUCUGAGCUUCAGCGGCACAGCCCCCAGCCGGGUACCCGUGAGUGUGAAAUGAGGUGGUGUUUAUUCAGUAGGUGGCCUGGCUGGCAGUCAGCACCCACAGCACACGGGAACAGUUAGAACUGAGAACUGUUUAGUGGUGCCGAGGCUGGGGUUUAUCUGAAGUUGGAAUAACCAGAGAGAACCCUGGGCCAAGGGGGUGGGGCUGAGUGCAUGCUCACCCCAGGGACUCAGUUUCUGCAUCUGAGGAGGGGGCUCAAAGGUGGGUGUUCUAGGAGGAAGGGACUGCUCCAGCUUUAGACUCCAGUCUGUUCUGUACUCAGGGCCCACUGAGGCAGAGCCCAUGGAUCUCAUGUCUGGCCCCACAUGCUGUCCCCGGCACUCCUGUAACCUCUGGCCACUGAACCAAGACUGCCCACGGAGCCCCACCGAGGGGUGCAGGUGAGCCUGGGGAUGGCAGGCACAGCAGCCCUCUGGUACCCUGCUGGCAGUCUGACUCCUCUCUCCCUGGCAGGUGCCCAGACAGAGCCCCUGAGUGGGACCGGUGGCAGUCAGAGAAGGACCUGCGGGUGUGGCUUGCGGAGAGCAGGUGGCAGCGGGCAGGGCUGGCCGGCCGUCUGCGGGCAGCGCUGGAGGCCCUGUCAGAGCAGGCCUGGGUGCUGCAGAGGCGGGAAUGCCAGCUGGACCGAGGCCGGGCCCUGUGUGAGCUGCUGACUCUGAAGCAGAAGGUGAGGCUCCCAGCCUCUUCCUCCCACCUUCCUUGUUGUCCGAGGCCCCAGGGAGGCCCCUUGGGCUAGCCAGGUCCUCUUACCAGCCUGAAAGCUCCAGAACGCUCAGGGCUGGUGUUCACCAGUGCCGCGUUCUCAGGAAGGUCUGUCAGGGUCUGGAGCAUCCAGAGGAGAGAGAGGGAAGUAGAGGUGCCAACGGGGUUGCUGUGUUGAACAGUGUUGUAUCCGUGCCUGGCGCCGCUGCCUGGAGACGGGCAGCGCUUUCCUGUGAGGGAUAUGCAGGGCAGGGCCGGGAAUGCUGCUAGAGGCAAAGGGAGGGCUUGUGGCCCAUGGAGGGAGAGUAGGGAGGGUCUGGUUUUAGCUCGGUGGACAGAACAGCAUCCUUAGAAGCCCAGCCUCCCCUGGUGGAAAAGGUGAUCCCCAGAAGGAGAGAGAGCUCUGCAAGCUGAGGCUUCUUGGGGAGGCUACCAGCAUCCCUGCCCCAUGUGGAGGUAAGGACUGGACUGCCCCCUGACGGCCUAGAAGCCCAAGCUUUUAAUGACUCAGAUGUCUCAGCCCACAGUCGACCCUCGUGGAACCACUGCUCCUUACCAGGCCUGGGGCGACCCUCAGGACCCAGUUGACUGUCUUCUCAUGCCUCUCUAGCAUUACAUGACAGUGUCCCUGGUCCUCCUGCAGGCCUAAGCUCUGAAGCUAUCAGCAGGUGGGGUCAAGAGGUGAUGCAUCUCAGGCCCAGAUGAAGGCAGAGGGCUGCACAUCUGGAAGCUAUAGUGAUAACAGCUGGGUAGCUCUCCGAGCCAUGGAGUGCAGGUCUCCCCUGGGCUGUCAGCUGGACCCCUGACUGGGCUUAUCUCAGCUGGUGGAGCAGGCAGAGGCUGUAGGUUCUGCCUGCUUUAUCAGAGGCCGCAGACACUCCUUGCCUGGUGGGGUGGGGGGACUGGCCCAGCCCUCCCCAGGGGCUUGGUGCUGCCUGCAGCCCUCCCCCAGCAGGCAGAAUGCUUCCUGGCCCGCCUAGAGCAGGAGAGACACCAGCUGCGAGGAACCCAGGGGCAGGAGGACUGGAGGAAGCCACACUUGGACAUAGAAGACAAGUGAGGGGGUUGGGAGAUGGGGGAGGGGCGGAGUGGUAGAGGAUGGGCAGACAGCCCCCUCUGCCCCCAGGAUCCUGCUACUGCAAAUGGAAGUGGAAAAGGCCCAGCAGCGUUUGGACCAGAUGAGCCAGCAGCCCCUUGGCCCAGAGCCCAGCCUGGAAGCUCCUGCGGUAGGGAUGACACAGAGCCCCCCUCCAAGUGGGUGUGGGCAGGCCCUGAACAUGGCCCUGCCACACCUUCCGCCCUGCCCUAUGUAUGCUUCAUUCCCUGGUCUUCAUUCUUGGAGCAGUAGCUGAGAGAGGGGGGUGGGUGGCAUAGGGGGCUUCUGUGCAGCCCAGAGAGGGAUCAAGUCCCACCCAAUGUUUGGAAAGGCCCUGGGAUCAUCCAGCCCACCCCCCUCCUGUUACAGAUGGGAAAACUGAGGCCAGAGGGUGGGGAAGAGCUUGCUCAGGGUCAUAGCGCAAGUUGGAACCAGAACCCAGGGGCUGCUGGCCCCUGCCACAACAUGCCCCUUGAGGCACAAAGGGUCUGUCAAGAACACCCCAGAGUGGUCUGGAGGCUGGGAGGAGACCCCAGGAUCCUGGACUGAGUUUGUCUGCAGGAGAUGCUGGUGCCAGGCCAGCAGGCGCAGGAGCAGAGCGAGGCCAGGGCCCAGGCCCUUCAGGGCCUAGGUGGAGUCUCGAUGGGGGCGGCCAAAGCCCCUGCGCAGCCCCAGGACAUAACUCUCCUGCAGGAGCGGCUGGUGAUGUUCACCCAGGUGAACAAGAGACUCUCAGAAGAGCUGGGCCAGAGCCACCAGCAACUAGGGGCCUGCUUGGAGCAGCUGCAGCAGCUACAGAGAGAGCUGACAGUGUUGGAGGGCCGUGUGCAGGCCCUGGAGGCAGAGCGAGCCCGGCUGCUUGGGGAGAACUCAGUGCUGCUGGUAGCCCUGGGGUUGGCCCCAGGCCAGGAGGCCUGCACACCCCAGGUCCAGGAGGUACCAGUGCCCCUUGGGAAAGAGCUAGAGGAGAAGUCAGACCCUAAGCUUCAUGAGGCUGAGUACUGGAAGGCAUGCUGGCACCAGGUGGUUGUUGCCCUGAAAUUUAAAGAGGAGGAGCUGCAGAGAGUCCAGAGGCAGAGCGGGGCCUGGCCUCCCCAGACCCCAGUGUCGGCCCAGGACUCAGCUUCAGUGAGCAGGUGGGUGCCCCAGGCCCUGGACCUGCCCAGUGAGGGUGGUGGAGAGUGCAGGCCCUGGGUCAUGAGCAGGAGUCCUGUGGGGAGUGGCGAUGGGCCACACUCACAGCAGCGCUCUUUCAGCAGGGCGGAGGCUCUCAGGGAGAUGGGACAGCAGCUGGAUAGAGUUCCAACGAAGCCCACACUGCAUCCACAUCUGGCUGGCCAAGGGGUGAGAGAGCCUGUGUCUCCAGAGCUCUGCAGCUCCACUGCCAUCCCUGACUGCCAGCUCCUUCCACCCCUACCCUCUCUACCUCAAUCUGUCUGUCUUCCUUUUCAAUCCCAGGAUUUAGUGGUCUUCUAAACCCAGAAACCCAUUGCCAUCUAGUCAAUUCUGAGUCACAGUAAUGCUAAAGGGCAGAACAGAACUGCCCUAUAGGGUUUCCACGGCUGUACUCUUUGUGGAAGCAAACUGCCAUAUAUUUCUCCUGCAGAGCGGCUGGUGGGUUCAAACUGCUGACCUUUCAGUUAGCAGCUGAGUGCUUAACUACUGUGCUACUAAGGCUCCUUCACUGUCCACACAUUAGUGGUUAAGACUGUGGGCUCAGAACCCUGAAUACUGUGUUUAGAUCCCAGCUCCACAACAUACUAGCUGUGUGACUCUAGGCCUCAUCUGUAGAAAGGAGAACAAUAACAGUUCCCUGCCCUGCAUUGGGUGGCCCUGAGGAUUAAACGCACCAAAGAACAGAGCCCUGGUGGUGUAGUAGUUAACAUCUUGGCUGCUAACCAAAAGGUCGGCAGUUUAAAUCCUCCAGCUGCUCCUUGGAUACCUUAUGGGGCAGUUCUACUCUGUCCUGUAGGAUCGCUUUGAGCAGGAACUGACUUGACGGCACCUAACAGCAACAGUAGACACUUGGUCCGCAUUCACGAAACGUUAGCUGCUGUUAUGACCCCCCUCGUGCUGCUGUAGUGUGGCUGCUUGGAGGGGAAAGUUCCCUUUAAAAUCAGAGUCCUUUUGGAGCCAGAGAGGUGCCAUGUGGGGUCUGAUCCCUUCACUUGCUUCCUGCCACCUUCCCUGUUGGAUAGUUUUGGUGUGACUUGGAAUCUCAGGGGACCUGGCUGCUCCCUAUCUUGGGUUUCUCCUCGUUUGACCCCAGGACCUUGACACAGCUGCGGAGAGGCUGGAGUGUCCACAGGAGGAACUGCCGUGAGUGGGGCAAGUGCCACUCAGUGAGCCCCCAGCGCCUUGUCCACAUCCAGGAAAGGGAGGGCAGGCCUGCGCCCAGGCUGAAGACCAGGCUCUUUUAUGCAGGCCGGAACCUGCCCAGAGCCAAAAGCCUGUGUGCGGGUGGGGCAUCUGCAGGCAUGAGAGGAUGGGGUGGGCGUCCCCUCAGAUGGGGAUGUAAUCCACCCCCUCACUGCCCCUCCCUGGCCAGGAGUGGGAGCAGGGUGCAGGCUCGGGAGAAGGAAAAUGACCCAGUGGCCGCUGAGAUCCAGAGGAGGAAGGUAGGGAGGAGUUGGGGGCUGCCUGGGUCGGGUAGGGCCCACUUAGGGUCAGGGUCCCUCAGGAGCCCUUCUUGCUGACCUUAGAGCCCUUCCCAGACCUGAAACCAGGGACCUAGUGCAAAAGUACUGGAGGCUGGGCCUCUGCCAGUCUCUAGCCCCUUUUCCUCAUGGGGUCUCAGGUUCCCUGUCAGUAUAAUGGGCCCCCAACUCCCUGCCCUGGUGCCUGCAGUCUCUGGGGCCCAGGCCCAGGCCCAGGCCCAGGCCCAGGGGUGUGUCCACAAACAGAUGAAGACCUUACAGUCCAGGGUGAGCUGGAUGCCUGCUGCCAGGGGCUGGCCUUUGAGUGCAGCUGGUACUGGAACCUGUAGCACCAGCUGCUAGGGUUGAGGGUUGGGUGCCCCAGGCCAGUGUGACCAUCCAGCCUAGCCCCAGAAGGGAGGGUGGCAGCCCCUGGAGCAGACCAGGUGCCUGAGCCACAGCCACGUGGCCUCUCCCCACAGGCACAGGUCCUAGCAGAGACCCCAGGCCAGCUCCCAGAGUCUACGAGGGGAAGGUGGGCUCCAUCCCCACCCCAACCUAUGCAGCCCCUGUGGACGUGUGACCCAGCUUGGCUUUUCUCUGGGCAAUGGACUGGCAUUCCCCCUGAGUGGGCACUGGCCAAGCACCAGUGCCCUCGGCCUGCAGCCCCACAGCCUGCAGCCCCACAGCCUGUGAUGUGGCUGCUGUGAACUCCUCCCUGGGCCCGUCAGGACACAGUGUUUCCAAGAGCACAGAUUCUGGUCCCAACUCUGCACCACUGGCAGAGCCAUCUUGGUCAAGAUCCUUCUGUCUCUGGGACUCAGGUUCCCAUCUGCACGUAGGAGUGGUGUUGGAUGGACUCUGACGAGUUCUGACAAUCAGGGAUCCUAUGACCCUAUUCAAUUUAUCCACCGGGUCACUGUCCCUGGGCCACAGGCUCACGAGCUCUGGGUUUGUAGAGAAUUCUAGAGAAGCCAGCCAGUGUCCCAGCUGAGUGACCCUCAAAAUGGGGUGGGGUGGGGUCAGGGUCCAGUGGCUUCUCUACCUCCCAGACCCCAGGAGCUGCCAGAGCUGAGGCCUGCAGAGCAGCCAGAGCAUCCAGGGUGGGUACGGUCAGAAACAGAGAAGAGCUCAGGAGCAGGUGGGGGCGGAGCUGCUGCAGCCCCUGCCACAGGUGAGAGCUGGGCAGGGCCAGCCCUGUGGCCCUCCCUGAGAUCAGCUGGAAACUGGCUGGAGAUGGGACCUUCUUGGCAGAGGACAUGGCUCUGGUCACCCUUUGCUGUGUGGAUCAGGCACUCCAAGACCACGCUGGGCCCUUGUUUGCAGGGCUGGAGGAGCUGAGCCUGAGGCCACCUGAGAAGGGAAGAUGGGCCUAAGCCUGGGAGGCAGGGGGUGGGGUGGGGUUCAGACCAGCCCAGUGCUUGAACCAGUGAGUCAGGAGGGUCCUCUCCACUGAGUGCCAAGAGCUGAGGGUCAGGCUGCCCUGCACUUGCCCAGUCUCUGUGGUGGCCCUAGGGGGGUCAGGCAUUCCCCCCUUGGCAGGGUGGCCCCACCAUCACCUCCAAACAAGUGUGUUGGACACCAGGGACCCUGUGCAGGGAGGCAGAGGGGAGGAGGAGACCAUCCUGGUCGAGGUAGAGGGAGAUGCAGGGCCCUGAGUCUGCCCUUGGGGAGCCCUCAGGCUGGGCAGUACCAGACACCCAGGGAGCAUUGAGGGAAUGCCACCCUUCAGUAUUUUUGGAGUCGGGGAAAAGGAAAGAGGUAGGGGAGGAAUGGAGGAUUCGGAGAAAGUGUCCUGGGUGUUUAGUCACCUGUACAAUUUGGAGAGAAGGGAUGAGGCCUUGCCCAACCUCCCCAUGCCCAGUGCUAUUCUAUCAGCCUCUCCCAGAGCCCAGCGUUCCCCAUUACAACCCCUUCUUUGGGAUAAGACAUAGUUCCAGGAAGGCCCCUGUGGGAAUGGAGCUCUGAGACCUGGGUAGGGAUGUCCUUGGGGAAGGACCAGAGCGAGAUAGGAGCUACCCCCCUCCCACCCCAGACUUCCCUGCAGGAGGUGGGCUCGGAGCUGGUCCAGAUGCGGUCUGAGCUCCAGAAGCUCUGGGACCUGCUGAAAGCUCAGAACUUGGAGCUGGAGGCUCAGCAGCGGGCCCUGGAGGCUGCCCAGAGCCAGGUGCUAUGUACCCCCCACCCCAGCCUGUGCCUCUGUCAGUCUCCCUCAUGCACAAUCCCACAUGGCAUUCAAUCUUCCCUUCCCGAGAUUUGGCCCCUCGAUGCCCCCUGGGGAGGGCUCAGGCCCCGGAAUAUGUUCACUGUCCCAUCCUCCCCUCCCACUCCCAGGUGGCCAUGAGCUGUGCUGAGAAGCGUAGGCUGGAGCAGCAGCUGAGGUCUCUGGAGCAGGAGCUCAUGGAAAAGUGAGGACCACAGGGCGAGGGGGCACCUGGGCCUGAGGGGCUCUGGGAGAAGCAGAAAGCCCACUUUCCUUCACAGAGAUGCUCACCAGGCCCCAAGGCUCUAACCCUUCUCCUGAGGCUCUGGGGCCAGCGGGAGGGGGCAUUUUGGGAAACACUGGUGAGAGAGCUUUCUCAUUCCUUUGGUGGGGUGGAGAAUGGGGGUGGGGACACUGCCAGGCCUGAGCUGGAUGUAUCUCCUGAUCUGUCUUUUCCUCUCUUAAGUGGGGAGAGGGGGACAAGGAACUGGGGUAGCAGGGCACAGGGAAUCAGGACAUCUAGGCUCUGGGUUCCGGGCCUAGGGUGAUGAGUGAGAAGAGAGUGGCCUUCAGAGCUGAGAAGUCCUGGGCUUAUGUCAGCUCCACCACUGACCAGCUCAGUGAACAAGCCUUUACUUCUCUAAGCCUCAGUUUUCUCAUGUGUAAAAUGGACACAAUAAUAGCACCUACCUCCUGGGGUUAGUGUGAGGGUAAGGAUCACAGGAGGUAAUGCACCUGGCACAGGGCUAGUUUCCCUGUCCCCUCAGCCUCACGCAUAUGUGGGUCCAGUUGGGCUGAGUCAUUACUUCUGUACAUUCUGAACCAGGUCUUCAUCUUUGAGAUGCUGCUUGGAGAGUUGGAUGGGGUGGGGGCUCCCAUCCUUUGCCUCAGCUGCUCUUCGGGGACCCUAGGGAAGGGGGUCAGAGCCGCUAGGGGGGCCUGGGAGACUACCAGAGUUCUGACCGUCAGGCUGAGCACUGUGUCCCCAGGGAGCAGGAGCUGGUGCAGUUCCGAGCCUCACGGAAUCCAGCACUGAGAGGACAGGAGCCUCUAAAGAGCUGUGUCCACCAGGCCAUGCGCUCCCAGAACCCUGCUCAACUCCGUCACUAAACAGCCCACCUUCUGCUUUGAUUGAGGCAGUUUCGUAGAGGCGCUGUUGUGCCGUGGAGGGAACGAGAUUCUCAGGGUUGGUUCACCAUUCCGGGUGCCCACCAUGGCCUUCUGCAAGAUGUCCUCUGCCCUCCCCUGCCAUCCACAGGCUGCUGUGGGGGCUGCCAACUUCUUACAAGGCUUCACCCCCACCCUCAGUUGAUUGAACCAGGGCUAGGUACCUGAGCCAAAUGGCCAGCGGGCCCCUUCCUGGGACCACUGGAUUUGGGACAAGAGUGCAGUGUUAGCCAGGGCUGAAGACUGGACACACAAGACCGGGGAAAUGUCCACUGGCCUGUUUUUCACCGCGUGGAAAAAGCUGGAUUUCAGUGAGAGGGAGUCUGACAAUUCUCAAAGUGGAAUUGGGAUGGGAGACUUCAGUUCAACCCAGGGAUCUUGCAUGGCGUAGACAUAAACUUGACCUUUGGGGUGGCCAUCUUACCUUGCCCUGUGGUCUGGGCAGCAGCGUAAGCAGGUCUUCAGAAGGAGAGGAAUUGCUUCCAUGGGCAGAGCUUUCUGGGUUCCUGAGGCCAGUACAGGGGCCCAGCUGUCCUUGGGCUCCUCCAGACACUCAGAUGUUCCAGAAUAAACCCCUCUCAUUUUUACUUCAGCUUACAGUGGUCUGAGUGGUUCUUGUUACUUGCUAACAAAGGGAGAAACAUUCCCAAUGCUGCUCCAGACCAGACUCCUGGCCCUCCUGGUUGCCCCUCCCUUGAGGCAAGGCCAUCCAUCCUCAAUCAGGUGUCACUGUUGGGAACCCUGCAGUUGCUUCCCCCAAAGCUCCUGUUUGUCUUCCUGGCACUCAGACAGCCCAUCGCAGCCCAAAGAGGGGAACUCAAGCAGCUAGUCAGAGCCGCCCUCUCCAGUGCCCCCCGGCCUUCGUGUCUGGCCCCGUAUCCAGUCUGCCCAUGGGAGUUUACACCUCACAGUCUCCAAGUUCUGCUGGACCCCCAACUGUUCCAGUUCCUGCAACCUGCCCCUGGGCAGUCUUGUUCCCCUGCCCUUCGGUGGUGAUUUCAGACCUCCACAGCCCCUCUGCCACCACUUCCACGUUCUUUCUGUUCCAGAGACCCGCUGGCCUCUUUCCCUGAGGGCAAGGUGCCAUCAGGUUUGGGGUCCUCUCUUCCCUUCCGCCCAUCACUAUUAGUCCAAGGUCAUUCACAGUCGUCCCGAUCCCCAUUCCCAUUGGUUUAGGGGAGGGCGCAUGACCCAGUCCUGGCCAAUAACGUGGGAGGGGAGGUCUGCUGCAUGCCCCAGGGAAGCUUUCCUUCACUGUCAGCGAUGUUUGGAGCAGCUAAAGGCAGCCUGGUGACUGGGUUCAGGGUGGUAGAGCAGAUGGGGGAGAACCACCCUGUCGCUCCUCUGCCUCCCUCUGAUCACCGUGUUGGGCCGCCCCUUCCCCUCACUGAAAGCAGGUUCAGGGCAGCAGCUUUCUAGUCCAAUCCCAGCCUUGUCAUUCACUAGAUAGGUGACCUUGAGCAAGUCUCCCAACCUUUCUGUUCUUCAGUUACUUCAUCUGUAAAGUGAACAAAAUAAUUACCUCCUAGGACUGUGAGGGCAUAGUGGUUAAGUGCUACGGCUGCUAACCAAAAGGUCGGCAUUUCAAAUCCACCAGGUGCUCCUUGGAAACCCUACACUGUCCUGUAGGCUCGCUAUGAGUCAGAAUUGACUCGACGACAAUGGGUUUUUUGUUUUUUGGAGGGCUGUGAGUGGAAUAUUAAAUGAGUCCAUGUAUAUGGAGUUCAUAGCACUUGUAGUUGGGAACACAGACUCCGGGCUCUGCAGCCACUGAAUUAGAAUCCCAGCUCUUCUGCUGUGGGACCUCAGGCUAGUUACCUGUCCCUUGUGCCUCAGUUCCCGCAUUUGCAAAAUGGAGAGAAUAGAGCUAUGUCAUUAACGUGUAGAUGGUUAAGUGAGCUAAUUCAAGUAAAGAACUUAGAACAGUACCUGGUACACAUCAGUGUUCUGUAAUUGGUUGUUUCAUAGUCAAGUUAUGACCACCAGUGCUGCCGUGAACCUUCUUAUCCCUGGCGCAAUGCCUAGGAACGGAAUUGCUGGACCCUAGUGGUUAAGAGCUUGGCUGCUAACCAAAAGGCCGGCAGUUUGAAUCCAUCAGCCGCUCCCUGGAAGUCCUACGGGGCAGAUCUACUCUGUCCUAUAGGGUCUCUGUAAGUUGGAAUCAACUCGAUGGCAACGGGUUGAUUGCUUUUGUUAGUUAAGGCUCAUGCAUAAAGAGCCCUGGUAGCACAAUAGUUAAGCACUUGGCUGUUAACCAAAAGGCCCACGGUUUGAACCCACCAGCCGCUCUGUGGGAGAAAAGACCUGUCGAUCUACUACUCCCAUAAAGAUUUCAGCCUAGGAAACCCUAUGGGGGAGUUCUACUCUGUCCUAUAAGGUCACUACGAGUUGGAAUGGACGCAAUGGCACACAACAGGGCACAUGCACGCUUAACUUUACUGACUAAUCCCAAAGUGUUUUCCAAACUGGUUGGAUCGAUUUACAUCACCCGCCCCGCCCCCCGCCCCCAGC